AUGGAGCCUCAAAACAACAUUUCAAAUGCUUUUUGUUCAUCGUUGCUUUUAUUUUCAAUGAACUUGCUAUUUCUGCAACAUGUUUCAACUGCCACUCAUCUGGGAAAUGAAACCGAUCGACUGGCCCUGCUCGAAUUCAAGCAUCAACAUCAAGUGGUCAAUUAUCGCGACGGAACACUGAACUCAUGGAAUGAUUCCCUACCGCACUGUCAAUGGCAAGGUGUUACAUGUAGCUACCGACAUCAAAGAGUCACAGCCUUGAAUCUACGCGGACAUGGCUUGGUUGGAUCCAUAUCUCCCCAUAUAGGGAAUUUGACCUUCCUAAGGUUCAUUGAUCUCAGAAACAACAGUUUCAAUGGUGAAAUUCCCCAAGAAGUUGGUCGCUUGUUCCGCCUGAGACAUCUAAACCUGACAAACAAUGCAAUUGGCGGAGCGAUUCCAGUUAACCUGAGCCGCUGCUCAGAGCUCAGAAUCAUUGAGUUAGCAACUAAUAAUCUCGUCGGAAAAAUUCCCCCGGAGAUGGGCUCUCUGAACAAGCUCGUGACACUUUUUCUUAGAGCGAACAAUUUGACAGGAUCAAUUCCGCAUUCUGUUGGGAACCUUUCAUCCCUGGAACAAAUUACUGUAACAUUCAAUAAUCUGGAGGGAAGUCUACCAAUUCAGCUUGGCCAACUCAAAAGAUUGACUUACUUAAGUAUUGGAGUCAAUCAUUUUUCAGGUAUGGUCCCUCAAACUCUUUACAAUAUCUCAACUAUCACUUCCUUCAGCGUCGGAGAUAAUCUGCUGAAAGGGAGUCUUCCGGCUAACAUAGGUAUGGUCCCUCAAACUCUUUACAAUAUCUCAACUAUCACUUCCUUCAGCGUCGGAGAAAAUCUGCUGAAAGGGAGUCUUCCGGCUAACAUAGGUAUGGUCCCUCAAACUCUUUACAAUAUCUCAACUAUCACUUCCUUCAGCGUCGGAGAUAAUCUGCUGAAAGGGAGUCUUCCGGCUAACAUAGGUCUCACUCUACCCAGACUGCAACUACUUAGUAUUGGCGCAAACCAAUUCUCUGGAACAAUCCCAUAUUCAAUCACCAAUGUUUCCGAACUUCAAGUACUUGAUCUUCCUGAAAACAACGUCAAGGGACCAGUUCCAAAUAAUCUAGGAGAUCUCAAAAAUCUUCGCAUUCUAAAUGUUGGAAUUAAUCUUCUGGGUACUAAUACAAGUCAAGACUUGAGCUUUAUUACAUCUUUGACAAACUGCAGCAAUUUACAAAGGCUAGACCUUGAUGGAAAUAACUUUGGAGGAGAAUUACCCAACUCCAUAGGCAAUUUCUCUCAUCAACUCACAGAGCUAGGGCUAGGAAGGAAUCAGAUAUCUGGAAUUAUCCCCCCAGGACUCGAAAGACUUGCCAACCUGUACACGUUAGGAAUGGAGAACAACCUUUUCACAGGUACCAUCCCAAGUAAUUUGGGGAAAUUACAAAGGUUGCAACAAUUGCUACUAUAUGGAAACAGAUUAUCAGGACAGAUCCCACCCUCCCUGGGCAACCUCUCUCAAAUGUACUCCCUCUUUUUAGCUAUCAACAGAUUAGAAGGCAAUAUACCUUCGAGUAUUGGGAACUGUCAAAAUUUGCAAAUGCUGGAACUGUCACAAAAUCGCCUUACUGGCAUCAUACCCAAAGAUGUUAUGAGUUUCUCCUCCCUUUCGAAACACCUGAACUUAUCACAAAAUUCAUUGAAUGGUUCCCUACCGCAGGAAGUAGGUAAGCUGAGAAAUAUAAAUACAUUGGACAUCUCGAAUAACAAAUUGUCUGGAGAAAUUCCAGGAACAAUUGGAGAUUGUUCGAGCUUGGAAUACUUAAAUAUGCAAGGAAACCUUUUUGAGGGCACCAUUCCCUUAACUUUGGCUUCUUUGAAAGGUAUUCAACAUCUAGACCUUUCAGGAAAUAACAUGUCCGGAGAAAUUCCCAAAGACCUGGGGAGCCUUCUCUUUUUGCAAUAUCUUAACCUCUCUUUCAAUGAACUUGAGGGCGAGGUACCUACCAAAGGAGUUUUCAAAAACGCAAGCGCAAUAUCAGUGGUUGGGAAUACCAAACUUUGUGGAGGUAUCCUUGAACUGAACCUACCGCCAUGUCCUACCAUUGUAAAGAAGCAUGGAAGACCUAAAGCAUUCAAGAUAGGGAUCAUAGUCGGCAGUAUAGUUCUGUUUUCAAUGCUAAUGAUGUCCUUUGGAGCUCUAUGCUUUUGGAGAAAAGAAAGAACAAGUGACUCGUUUUCCACAAGUUCAAGAGUUGACGGGCUUUUAAGGAUUUCUUACUAUGACCUAUACCAAGCAACUGCAGGAUUCUCUUCAGGAAAUCUGAUUGGGUCAGGAAGUUUUGGGUCAGUCUACAAGGGAAGCCUGCAGCAGGGGAAGGAAAGGUUAGUAGCAGUAAAGGUACUUGAACUUGAGAAGAGUGGAGCUUCAAAGAGCUUCGCAGCCGAGUGCAGAGCCUUAAGGAACAUACGACAUCGGAAUCUAGUUAAGAUCUUGAGUUACUGUUCCAGCAUUGAUUCCAAAGGUAAUGAAUUUAAAGCACUAGUUUACGAAUUUAUGGAAAAUGGGAGUCUAGAUUCGUGGUUGCAUCCAGAAAUAGUUGAAGUGAAUACAUUGAGGACUCUGAAUCUUCUCCAGAGGCUAAAUAUUGCAAUUGAUGUGUCUUCUGCGUUGCAUUAUCUCCACAACCAUUGUGAAACACCAGUUAUUCAUUGUGAUUUGAAGCCAAGCAACAUUCUUCUAGACAAUGACCUGACUGCUCAUGUCGGUGAUUUCGGAUUAGCAAGGCUCCAUUCAGGAAAGACCAAUGAUAUUUUACAGCAGCAAAAUAGCUCGAUUGGAGUAAAGGGAUCUAUUGGCUAUGCAGCACCAGAGUAUGGAAUGGGUGGUGACACAUCAACGCAUGGAGAUGUAUAUAGCUAUGGGGUCCUCUUGCUUGAAAUGUUCACAGGGAGGAGACCAACUGAUGAUAUGUUCAAAGAUGAUUUAAAUCUCCAUAAUUAUGUGAAGAGGGCACUGCCAAAACAAGUCCUGCAGAUUGUAGACCCAGUACUUCUUGCAAAAGGAGAGAUAGAAAGAGAUGAGGAAUCAAUUGCAGCACCAGGAAAAGAAGAGGAGGAUGAUGAUGACAACGACAACCAUAAUGAAAUAGAACAACAAAAAGACAACAAAAAUUUUAUAAGUUGUCGCCGAGGGAGCAAUAAGAUGGUAAAGGGCAUCAUUUCGGCCCUUCAAAUUGGAUUGGCAUGCACAGCAGAAUCACCAACAGGACGAAUGAAUAUGAGUAAAGUCUCCAGGGAGCUACAACUCAUUAGAAGUGUUUUCCUUGGUUGA
Messenger RNA from Ilex paraguariensis (yerba mate), 3351 nucleotides. NCBI's taxonomy places the organism in Eukaryota, Viridiplantae, Streptophyta, Magnoliopsida, Aquifoliales, Aquifoliaceae. The record is from the annotation of a GenBank genome assembly.